GGGUUCCCGGUGGGGGCCCCCCCGGGUACCAGCAGCUUCUCCUCGCCGAGCAGCUGCAGGGGGGCAGCGAGGUGAGCACGGGGGCUGCCCGCCCCCCCAGUAGGGCCGAGAGCCGGGGGUGACGAUGCUGCCCCACGUCAGGGUGGAGGUGCAGCCCGGUGGGACCCCGGCGCCAGCCCCAGGACCAUGAUCCCCCCCAAGGAGAAGGCCAGGGCUCCCAAGGACAGCAUGACGCUCCUGCCCUGCUUCUACUUCGUGGAGCUGCCCAUCGUGGCCUCCUCCAUCGUGACACUCUACUUCCUGGAGCUGACGGACCUCUUCAAGCCGGCCAAGGUGGGCUUCCAGUGCUACGACCGGGCACUCUCCAUGCCCUACGUGGAGACCAAUGAGGAGCUCAUCCCGCUGCUCAUGCUGCUCAGCCUGGCCUUCGCCGCCCCCGCCGCCUCGAUCAUGGUCGGGGAGGGCAUCGUGUACUGCCUGCAGUCCCGGCUGAAGGGACGCGCCGGAGCCGAGGGCAGCAUCAACGCCGGCGGCUGCAACUUCAACUCCUUCCUGCGCCGCACCGUAAGGUUUGUGGGCGUCCACGUGUUCGGGCUCUGUGCCACGGCCCUGGUGACAGACGUUAUCCAACUGGCCACGGGCUACCACGCGCCCUUCUUCCUGACCGUCUGCAAGCCCAACUACACGCUGCUGGGCACCCCCUGCGACGCCAACCCCUACAUCACCCAGGACAUCUGCUCGGGCACGGACAAGCACGCCAUCCUCUCCGCCAGGUACGUGCUGGGGGCGGUGAGACCCACGCCACAAUGCCACCCCCCUGCCCCAUCCCAACCGUGCCCCCCAUCUCCCCGCAGGAAGACGUUCCCGUCCCAGCACGCCACGCUCUCCGCUUUCGCUGCCGUCUACGUGUCGAUGUAUUUCAACUCCAUCAUCUCGGACAGCACCAAGCUCCUCAAGCCCAUCCUGGUCUUCGCCUUCGCCAUCGCCGCCGGCAUCUGCGGCCUGACCCAGAUCACCCAGUACCGCAGCCACCCCGCCGACGUCUACGUGGGCUUCCUCAUCGGCUCCGGCAUCGCUGCCUACCUGGCUUACCACGCUGUUGGCAACUUCCGAGCCCCAACGGAGAGGGUCCCGGUGCCGGCGCCAGCCAAGGACGCGCUGCGGGCACUGACGCAGCGGGGCCACGACUCUGUCUACCACCAGAACAAGUCGGUGAGCACCGACGAGCUGAACCCCCAGACGCGGCUGGAGGAGGCGGCGCGGCCGGUGCCGCGGGAGAAGAACUCCCUGGGCAGCCUGAAGCGGGCCAGCGUGGACGUGGACCUGCUGGCCCCCCGCAGCCCCAUGGGCAAGGAGAACAUGGUGACCUUCAGCAACACCCUGCCCCGCGUCAACACCCCCUCCAUGGACGACCCCGCGCGGCGGCACAUGACCAUCCACGUCCCCGUGGACGCCUCCCGCUCCAAGCAGCUCAUCACCGAGUGGAAGCAGAAGUCCCUGGAGGGCCGGAGCAUGACGCUGGCGGAGGAGGCGGCACACGGCCGGGGUGCUGGGGACGCCGGCGAGGACGUGCCCCCCUCCCUCUACCCCACGGUGCAAGCGCGCUCGGCCGAGCGGGCGGCCAUGGGGCCCCGUGUCCUCAUCCAGCCCCGGCCGGGCGCCUCCCAGCUGGUGCACAUCCCCGAGGAGAGCCAGGCGGGCGCCGGUGGCCCGGCCGGCAGCGGGGCGGCCGUGCGGGCCAAGUGGGUGAUGGUGGCGGAGAAAGGGGGGGCGCAGCGGGUGGCCAACCCCCCGCGCCUGAUGCAGGUCAUCGCCAUGUCCAAGCAGCAGAGCAUCGUCUCCGUCACCCCCAAGCACUCGGAGACCUCCUCGUCCUCCACCAGCUCCGACUCCUCCCAGUACCGCUCACCCUCGGAGCGCGACAGCUCCAGCAUCAUCACCAUCGACGCCCACGCCCCCCACCACCCCGUCGUCCAUCUCUCGGCCGGGAACGGGCCCUGGGAGUGGAAGUCGGGGCCGAAGGGGCCGGAGGGGCCGGAUUCCUACGAGCUGGGUGAGAUGGGGAAGGAUUUCCGCGGCUUCCGCCCGGCCAAGAGCGCUGGCGUCUCCCCCGGCUCCUCCGUCAGCGACAUGGAGCAGGAUGAGCCACGCUACGGCAGCCUGGCCGCCAUCCCGGGGGCGGUGGGGGGUGGUGGGGAGCGGGGGGACCCCCCCUCUGAAGGGCUGCUGGGCACGGCCAGCCGGGAGUCCACGCUGCGGAGGAAGCCGGCCGAGAGGGACGGGCAGGGGGACAGCGAGGUGGACCACUACUACAAGAAAAUGCAAGCCAGCCGGAGGUUUAAGGACUGAGCCCCCGUUGCCUUCCCUGCGCCCGGCCCCCGGCUCCCCUGCCGGGGCUUGGGGGGCUUGGGGAGGGUCCAUAAUGUUGGGGUCCUUCUCUGCUGGGGGGACACCAGGAUGGGGCUGUCUUUGGCAUUGGGGCGACCGAGCAGAACAAGGAGCAGAACGUGGUCACAUCGGAUCCUGAGCCAGCUGAGCCACGUGUGAGACCCCCCCAGUGCAGGACCCAGCUCCUGCCUGGGCAGCUGGGGAGGUUUCGGGGGGCUCUGUCCCCCCCCCGGCCCCGUCCUGCGGGGCUGGGCAGCUCCAAGCACUUUUGACUUUCUUUUUUCUCUCUAACAUAGGUGCUGACAUUUCUGAGGGGUUAAUUUAUUCCAGCUCUGGAAGUGUAUG
Calidris pugnax (ruff) is the source of this 2733-nucleotide messenger RNA. RefSeq names its product phospholipid phosphatase related 3 (gene PLPPR3). Gene Ontology annotation, molecular function: phosphatidate phosphatase activity. The record is from RefSeq and is a predicted model, not a curated record. The transcript has 7 exons. The coding region runs from base 187 to 2349 and encodes 720 amino acids. Lineage: Eukaryota; Metazoa; Chordata; Aves; Charadriiformes; Scolopacidae. Gene Ontology annotation, biological process: signal transduction; phospholipid dephosphorylation; phospholipid metabolic process.